Messenger RNA from Ictalurus furcatus (blue catfish), 7704 nucleotides. RefSeq names its product Gse1 coiled-coil protein b (gene gse1b). The transcript is spliced from 16 exons. Lineage: Eukaryota; Metazoa; Chordata; Actinopteri; Siluriformes; Ictaluridae. The record is from RefSeq and is a predicted model, not a curated record. Bases 1449 to 5132 code for a protein of 1227 amino acids.
UAUCUCUCCCUCUCACUAUCUUUCUCCCACUCUUUUUUUCUCUUUCUCUCCCCUUGCUCCCGCUCGCUGUCUCUCCGUCUCGCUUUCUUUCUCCUCUCUCCCUCCGUUCCUCUCUCCGUGUCUCUCUAUUACUUUCUCUGUCUUCCUAUGUCUCUCUGUCCCACUCUCUCUCGCUCUCCUUCUCUGUUUUCUCCUGUUCUCUCUCUCCCUCUCUGUUCAUCUCUCUGUCUGUCUCUCUUUCCUUCUCCUUCUGUCUCUGACCCCUUUCUCCCUAUCUGUCUGUCUGUCUCUCCCUUUGUCUCAAUUUCUCUCUCUCUCUCUCUCUCUCUCUCUCUCUCUCUCUCUCUCUCUCUCUCUCUCUGAGAAAGCCGCGAUCCGAGCAAAGGAGGAAAUGAGUAAAAGGAACAAAUCAUUCUAGCCGGUGAUGAUAGCAGCGAGGGGGAGGAGUGAUGAAUCCUCUCAUUAACCCUUUCGUGUCUGAGCAAUACCUGAUUAAAUAUUAACCACGAAACGACAGCGCUCUGACGGCGUGCACACGCUCGCGGGAUCCGCCUUUUAUUCUCGCGGAGGUAUAAAGACGAACUGAGUUUUACAUCGGUGCUUUUAAGCGUUUUUUUUUUUUUUUUUUAAAUGUAUUUUUCUCAUAUCGUUGUGCGCUCAUGGGCGGGGAAAACGAUAUCGUCCAAUCAGAUCUCUGCUUCAACGUGUGCUCAUUUCAUACUCUCAGAAAUGAAGCGUGGAAGAAAAACGUCAUUCAGUUGUGAUGCUAGUGCUGGAUUCAUAGCCUGAGUACAUCUGUAUGUGUGUGUGUGUGUGUGUGUGUGUGUGAGAGAGAGAGAGAGAGAGAGAGAGAGAGAGAGGGAGGGAGGUUAUUGUGGGGCAAGGUCUUAACAGUGCAUGCCAGAACAAGCCUCCACCUCUGCCUCAGGUUCUAUCUCUCCACACACACACACACACACACACACACACACACACACCAAGGCUAAAUCCCCCAAACUUCAAAGAGAAUGGGUCAGAUGGAAUGGCCAUGUUUGCGAGGUAGAAGAGGCAGCUGAUCUCUCUCUCUCUCUCUCUUUCUCUCUCUCUCUCUCCCUGGCAGUGGGAGCAUGCCUCUGUUAUCUCCGACAGGCUGAGGAAUUAUAGGUUGAGAGGGGAAGAGGAGGAGGAGGAGGAGAGGAAAGCAGGGAGAGGAGGUCAUGUGACAUUGCAGCAGCUGCUAGGCUGAGAGUUUUCACUCGCUGACAGAGAGAGAGAGAGAGAGAGAGAGAGAAGUGGGAGGGUGAGAGAGAAAGAGAUAGGCAGUGUGUAUGUGUGUGUGUGCCGCUUUGUUAGAUAAGCUCUUUGUGAGUGAGAGAGAGAGAGAAAGAAAGCAAGAAGGAGGAAAGUGAGAGGAGAAAGAUGGUGAUUCCCUCGGCGGCUCGGACGAGCGAGGCUCGGAAGAUGCAGCGAUGGGUGACAGAGACGGCGUCGCUCCUUUGUGCAGCAUGAGCCAUGAGCCGAAGUCGCCCUCACUAGGCAUGAUCUCCACGGCGACGCGCACCACGGCGACGGUCAGCCCGCUCACGCCGUCAUCCCUCAACGGCUCCAUCGUGCCCAAUGGCAGCCCGGCUGCUCAGUCUGCUCACUCCGGAUUCGCCGCCGCCCUGCGCAAGCUGGCCAAGCAAGCCGAGGAGCCUCGAGCAGGUUCCUCCAUCAGUAGCGAGUCCUCCCCUGUCUCAUCUCCAGCCACAAACCAGAGCUCUCCAGUGAGCACGCCCAAACGCGGUCCCCUCGGCCCGGUCAUAGUGCCCCCUGGAGGCCACAGUGUGCCCAGCACCCCACCGGUGGUCACCAUCGCCCCUACCAAAACGGUCAACGGCCUGUGGAGGAGCGAGAGCCGCCCUGUACGAGAGUCAGAGUCGGGCCCUCGUGGUGUCAGUAGAGAGCGUCUGGCACCCGAGGCUCAGGAAAAGGGCGGCCCCUCUGUUCCAGCCCACCUCAUAGGAAAUCCGUACGCGUUUGGCCUGACGUCCGGAUCCGUGAUGCAGGAUUCACGCUUUCAGCCCCUAAACAGCCUGCCGAGGCAGAUGCCCCACGGCAUGCCCCCCGGCGGAGUACCAGAAGAGUACCUGCGCGGUUUCCGUCCCUACCCCACGGCCGAGGACCUGCGCAUGCCCUCGCUGCCCCUGGGCCUGGAUCCGGCCACUGCUGCGGCCGCUGCCGCUAACUAUUAUCACCCCAGCUACCUGGUCCACCCCUCGUUCUCCCCUUACAGGAUGGACGACCCUUUCUUGUCUGCACUGAGGUCUCCGUUUUAUCCUUUACCUGCAGGGGGCGCUCUGCCCCCGCUGCACCCGUCUGCUGUGCCCAUGCACCUCCCAGGGGUGCGUUACCCUGGCGACCUCAGCCAUGCCUCGCUGUCCAGUCUGCAGUCUGAGAGGCUCCAGAUGGAGGAUGAGAUCCGUCAGAGAGAAAGGGAGCGAGAGAGAGAGCGCGAGCGGGAAAAGGAGCGGGAGCGCGAGGCAGAGCGAGAGAAAGAGCGAGAAAGAGAGAGGGAGCGAGAAAGAGAGCGAGAAAAGGAGCUGGAGAGAGAGCGGGAGAGGGAGAGAGAGAGAGAACGGGAGCGUGAGAGAGAGAAAGAAAGGGAGCGAGAGAGGGAGAGAGAGAGAGAGCUAGAGAGACAGAAGGAGAGAGCCGUGCGGGAGAAGGAGCUACAGGUGUCCAAGGCCAUGGAGGGUCAUUACCUGGCUGAGCUCCACGCUCUGAGAGGCCAGGCCGAGGAACGAGCGAAGGCCACCGAGAGACUCACUCCCAACAGAGCAGAUAAAACCAAAGAGCCCACCCUCCCUGCUCCUAAACCAAUCCAGGCAGGCCUGCACCCUUCACUAAGCUCCUCCCACCACCCGGUUCCCACCCUGAUUUCCGCACACGGCAUGUACCUCGGACCAGCAGGGACGGGACCCGGGGCUCUGACGCCCGCCAUGAUUCUGCAGCGCAACAACGAGGAGGAGCGGUGGCUGGCUCGGCAGAGGAAACUACGGCAAGAGAAAGAGGACAGACAGUACCAAGUGUCCGAGUUUCGCCAGCAGGUUCUGGAGCAACAUCUAGACAUCGGCCCGAGAGGAGACGCACCCGAGCUACGGAACGAGGGCCCGAGGACCACCAUCCAAAACCACCACGAGCCCGGCAGCAGAGAGCGUGAGCGAGAACGGGAUAUCCACCCCCACCUCGGCGCUCCUCCACCUCUCAUCUCCCCCAAACCCCAGCCCAGAGACCACGCCCCUGCUCCACCCACCACCCUCUGGAACCCCGCCUCGCUCAUAGAGACCUCGUCCGAGUCACGGCGGCCUCUCCACGAGCCACAUUCGGGUCCCUACGACAUCGGCCGCCUCGCUCCGCCUCCGACCAAAACCGAGCGCCAUUUCAGCUCGGAAAAGCCCAAAGACGGACACGAGAAGUUCCCGCUCGUCCGGCCUACGGGGUUCUCCGAGCCCCGCCCUUUCCUGGCCGAGCUGGAGAAAUCCACGCAGUCCUUUUUAAACCAGCAGAGGGCGGCGCUGAGUCUGAGCACGCAAUACGGAGAGCUGAGCGGUACUCUGAAGAGCGGUGCGGUCCAUAAGGGCCUACACGGACCCCCCAUGAGGCCGGGAAGCGAUUCCGUGCUCGUGUACGACGAGUAUCUACAGCUGCAUCGACGGCCGAUUAGCAAACUGGACCUGGAGGAGAGGAGGAGGAGGGAAGCAAGAGAGAAAGGGUAUUACUACGAGCUGGAUGACUCGUACGACGAGAGCGAUGAAGAGGAGGUGAGAGCUCAUCUCCGGAGAGUGGCCGAGCAGCCGCCACUCAAACUGGACGACUCCACUGAGAAGUUGGAGUUUCUGCGGCUGUUCGGUUUGACCACCAUGUCUCGGCGAGAAGAGCUGCUGGAGCACAAGAGGAGGAAGAGGAGGAGGAUGCUCCGGGAAAGAAGCCCCUCCCCUCCGGCCGUGGCCAACAAGCGCUCACCUCCACCACUUAGCACUCGCUUUACUCCUGAGGAGAUGGACAACAGCCCAGAGCUGGAGGCCAAGAAACGCUUCCUCACCAUGUUCAGCCUCAAUCACCUGAACACGCAGCGGAGGAAAGAGAACGAGAGAGUGGUGGAGCUGCUGCACGCCAUUAAACAGAAAAGUGUGACUCUAGACACCAUCAGGCACAAUCCUCUCCCGCUGUGUAAGAGCCCGCUGCUCCAUCAGUCUGAUUCAUCCUCAUCCCAGUCUCCAGGCCAGUCGGGCGAGUUAGUCAGUGCCAGACAGACGAGCCCUCCACCUCCGUCCACUGGACCUCCAGCUGAGCCUUCCUCCGCUCCACCUCCCGAGCACCUCAGACCCGUCUCUGAACCGCUCAGACCGAAGGACACGCCCCUUCCCCUGUCAUACGCUGAUAAAAACCGAGGAAGCGACGUAAUCCUCAACAAGAAGCCCUCCAUCCUGCUGAACAGCGCGCACCCUAAAGACGGCGGAGGCAACCUGAACGGCCGGACCAAGACGCGGGAGAGAUUCACGGCCGAGGAGUUCGCCCUGCAGUUCCACGAGUCGGUGCUGCAGUCCACUCAGAAAGCACUGCAGAAGCACAAAGGUGGCGCCUCGGCCAUCUCCGAGCCCAACCACACCAUGGACUCCACGGUGCACUACAACAUCCCGGAGCUGCAGAGCGGCGCGGGCCGCAGCACACACCCCCACACACACCCCGCACUCCAGCCCAACGGUCUGCACUGUCCACCCACGGUCCGGCGAGACGGCCCGCCACGCCCCGAACUCUCCACCGAGGAAGACUCCGAUGACGAGGAAGACGAGGAAGAAGAAGAGUCUCUGGGUCACAGGUGGAACGGGAUCGAGUCCAUCUUCGAAGCGUAUCAGGAAUACGUCGAAGAGCAAAAUAUCGAGCGUGAGGUGCUGCACAGUCAGUGCAGGAAGCUGGAAGCCCAACACUACAACCUCAGCCUGACUGCUGAACAGGUCUCUCACUCCAUGGGGGAGAUGAUGACUCAGAAGCAGAAGCUGGCGGCUGAGAGGGAGAAGCUGCAGGCCGAGCUGGAGCACUUCAGGAAGUGUCUGAGCGUGCCGCAUACGGCCUGGAGCAGGGCUCACUUCAAGGGAUAUCCUCCCAGGUGACAUCCCACCGAAUCACCUGAGUUUCAUCCACCCCACCCCCCACCCUUCCUUUUCCCUCUUUUCUAACGCCCAGACUCCGGCCCGCUCUGGUCCUCCGCAACAGAACGAGGGCGGAGUUUUUGGAGAGAUGGUGCACCGUCAGUACACUGAGAAGGACUGAUGCGUAAAUGCCAAGCCCACAAUCUGACAUGAAACGUGCCAUUGAAAGGUGUAGGACAGGUGCUACGCCCUUUACCAACCAACCCACCCACCCACCCACCUGGAUCUUGCAGGAACGCUCGGUCCAUAACACACACACACACACACACACACACACACACACACACACAUACGCACGGCGGUACAAACAGCAGUCCGCGCCUCACUAGGACAGAUCGCGUAGACAGACUGAAUGGUCAUGUGACUCCCCCCUAAAAUGUAUAUCGUCAUGGCAACCGCACCAUCUGGCCUGGAGAUCUGAGGAACUGGAAAUGCACUUAAGAGACAACCCAGAAGAACUACCUGGAGGUACUGUGUUCUAACAAAGAACUCCUUUCAAAAUUAGGGAAGAACUUCAAAAAAAAUAAAAAAAUAAAUAGAUAAAAAUGCACAUUUUUGUUGUGGGGGGGGAUUAAAAAAUGUUAAGGAAAGUUUUAUUCAAGUAAAAAAAAAUAAUUAAUAAUUUUUAAAGAGGUGCUUCAUGCCUUGUAUUGUAAAUACCGAAACAAAACGGAAAGGAAUUUUUCUAUGUUUUUAUUACUUACGUUAAUUGUUCUUUGAAGAAGAAGAAGGAAAAAAAGAAGCCUGCCAUUUUAAAAAAAAUGCACAUGCUUUUUAGGGCGUUAAGCCGGAGCCUUGCUUUUAGUGUUUGUAUUGCUGCUGGUCAGGAUAAAGAACGGAGGAAGAGCUCAGUGCGGACCUCCGGUGUACGUGUGUGUGAGAGAGUGUGUGUGUGUGUGUGUGUGUGUGUGUGUGUGUGUGUGUGUGUGCGAGUGUGUAGCCUACAACAGUAGCAUCCGUCCCCAAAGGCAGCACCAGGUCUAAAGAAGAGCAGAACAUCACCACUCUCUCACUCCCUGCACUCUGGACUUCUACCGUAGGCUCAUGACCAUUUCAUUUUGUUAUUAUUAUUAUUAUUAUUAUUAUUUUACAUUUUAUGGUGAAACAGCACGCAUUCUCUGCAUUCAGUCCCUUUUUUUUUGUAUCUUAAUCAGUGAGUACUGUGCCAAAGGCACCCACAGAACCACCAAUCAGAAAACAAAUCAUGCCAUUAGUAGCGCAAGAGCUGACGGCCAAAAAAAAAAAAAAAAAAGCUAUUUCAUAUCAACGCUAAGCUAAAUUCUUUCAGUGUCAAAAGUUACAAGAUUCGCUCAAAUAUCGUUAAUUAGCAUAGAAUAUAAUCAUAUCAAUCACAGGACGUGUACACGGGGUGCCUGUGUGUGUCCUCAGGUUAAAAUUACUUUAAAAAUAUAUAUAUAUAUAUAUGCACACACACACAUUAUAAAUAUAAAGCAUAUAAAGUGAACAAAACGGCAUUUUGACUACAAAAGGGUUCGGAUUCGUUUUAUUUUCAGCUUAAACUCCAUGUAAAACACGAUGAAGCACGAAGUAUAACCCAUGGUUUGGAACAUCCAUUGUUUAAUAUGUUUUCUAAGACUAGAAACCUCACAAAAAUGACCAAGGAACACCUCUCCACCUUUAUCCCGCAUUAAUAACGCCAAGAUCUAUGAAUAUGCAUGAUAUGCAAAUAAGAAACACCCCUAAUGCCAUCCCUAAUAGCUAGCCGGCUAGAUCAUUAAUAUAAAAAUAUAGCGAAUAUUACAUCUUAACGCUUUAAUAACUCGCAUAUUGAACGUGAUUGGUGCAAAGCUAGGUCUUUGUUAGUGACAUCACAGACAUAGCCCCGCCCAUCUCUAUAUACGGAUACAAUGUUACUCAGACUUUUUUACGGAUCUGCGUUUAUGCUUUUAGGUACAGUAUCAUCGACCCAACGCUAGCCUGUUUCAUCUCCUAAUCUCCGACCGAUGCUUCAGCGUUCCUCAGCGUCUGCGUUUACGUUCUCCUCCUGUCCGCGGUACGCCUAAGCCCAUUAGCAGCCGCGUUUAACAGAAUACAGCGUUACGUUUUACAAGAGGUUUAUAAUCGGGUCGUUCAGCUCAUCGCAGGUUCAUGUUAUCGGCGCUCAGGCUCACAGGAUGAACCGCUUCUGGAGGCGGUUCCAUGUUUACAGACCCGAGGCUGGCCCUAAAGAGCAUCCAUCAUGUGCAAUGUGUGUUUGUUUGUUUGUGUGCUUGAGCGAGCACUACCACUGCCUGUCCAGGAGCAGGGACACGCCCUCUCUCUCUCCCUCUCUAUCUCUCAGUGUCUCUCGCCCAACUAAGCGCACGCACAUGCAGAAGCCCCACCCCCUCCCGCCCAACCCAAUGGAGGAUGUCUAGAUGCUGUGAAAUCAUGUUUUUAAGGAAAAAAAAUGUACUUGUUUGAAUUCAUUGUAAUGUAAUAUAUUCUUUGUUGAAUGUAGUAAUUAGGUAUUUAUGAAUAUAUUGCUGUAAUUUCAAACAAAAAAAUAAAAUGCUUCAGAAUUAAACUUUGA